CAAUGUAUUUGUURUUGUGUUUUGUGGUGUCAUUGUCAUCGAUAUGUGUUAUCAAUGCCAUACAGUGUGGACUUCCCGGUCGGCCGGCAUACGGUCGUGUCAUACAAGAGGGUCACAGCUAUAAUGAGGGCGAAUCAGUGACAUACACGUGCAAUAGCGGCUAUUACAUGAUUGGCACAAUAGUUAGGAGAUGUCUUCCUAAUGGCACGUGGACAGGAAAUAUACCAGUUUGCGAUACAACAUUAUCUUCAUUAUCGCACUACACGUCCUCAUCGGAAUCCCUUUCCCAAUAUCCGCCCGAUUUGGCCAAUGAUGGCAACAAAAAGACUUGUUUUUACAGUAACCGCCGUAAGCCUCGGUGGUGGCGAAUGGAUAUGGGUUUUACACAGACUGUCCUAUCGGUGUCCAUAACUGUUCCGUUUGCCAGUUCAGAACAUCACUUCACUAUUUAUGUGAUUGAAGUAAAAGAUUCGGUCACUAAAUACCAUAAGUGCGCCUCAUUUCGGGGAAUCUUCUCAUCUCAGGCCAUGAUUUUGGGCUGCGGUAACAUCAAAGGCAUAACCGGUUCAUUGUUACACAUUGAAGACAAUUCACAUAAUUUAGAGUAUUUCGGUCUUUGCGAAGUCGAGGUSUUUGUUCUCAAAGAUUACUAUGAAUGUGGACAACCAGAAGAGCCGGCCAACUCGUAUACUCACGACACACCUGGACAUACAGUUACAUAUGACUGUCAUCCUGGCUAUAGACUGGACGGAUCAAAAAUAAGAACUUGUAUGAAGAGUGGACAGUGGACUGAGAGUCAGCCUAUAUGUAGACCAAUACAUUGUUCGCGRCCAUUGGCAGUUGAAAAUGGUCAYUUUAGGAUUGUUGGUCAGGCCAACAAUGAGAUUCCGGCACUGGGCAGCAAAAUAUUCUACUCGUGCGCACCGGGAUAUAGUUUGGUGGGUGGAAAUGACACACAAUAUUGUGAAGAAAACGGUACCUGGACUGGCCAACAACCCGAAUGUCAUCCUGUUGAUUGUGGUCUGCCUAACGAUAACAGUGAUUAUUUAGGCGGUCGUUUCAAACUGUUAAACGGGUCGACCAGAUUCACAKCWAUGGCCGAACUYAUGUGCUUUAAUGGCAAACGGUUGAGUCUAAUCAUACGGUGCGCGGAUGACGGCUCGUGGACUGGACUCGAAUCUACAUGUAUUUAUGAUAGAGUUAACUUUUAUACGGCUACUCUAUCCGAUAAAAUGGUCGACAAAAAAUCGGAUAUUAGUAUAUCUAUUAUAUUAAGUUCGGUAAUAGUGGUCGUCCUAUUGAUACUACUAAUACUUAUUACACUGCUAUUUAAAAGGUAG
This is a messenger RNA of Oppia nitens, 1340 nucleotides long. Its product is annotated as CUB and sushi domain-containing protein 1-like. The coding region runs from base 3 to 1340 and encodes 445 amino acids. The record is from RefSeq and is a predicted model, not a curated record. The transcript is spliced from 7 exons. NCBI's taxonomy places the organism in Eukaryota, Metazoa, Arthropoda, Arachnida, Sarcoptiformes, Oppiidae.